GCAGCUGACAAGGGACUGGAGUCAUAUGAUUUCCAGCCAGGGAAGCACCACAGCAGCUGAGCUUUUGCAAAAAUGUUGCAGAGCAAGCACCCGCUUCUGCUCCUCUCCCUGCUGGCUCUGAGCUCAGGUUAUUUGAUAAGGACCCCAAAGAACCAAAACAGGCUGGGGUAUGUUCCUGUCAGAAGCAAUGCAACGAAAUCUUGCGUGACCUCGGGGAAGUCGUGCGAGACUUUGCCGCCAUUUUGGGAAAAAAUGGCGGCGCCUGGGAGCUGGGAAAAGCCGCAAUCAACGGCUGGUGGCGGCAGCAGGGGCAGCAGGGGCCGGCCAAAAGGCCUCCGGGGCCACAUCCGGCCCCUGCAGGCAGCAAGUGUCCUGUUUGUUGAUAACCCUGUUGGCACUGGAUACAGUUAUGUGAAUGAUACCCUGGCCUAUGCCACAGAUCUCUGCACUGUCACUUCAGAUAUGAUGGUAGUUCUUAGAGAGUUCUUCAGGUCUAAAACAGAAUUCCAGCAAAUCCCUUUCUACAUCUUCUCAGAAUCUUAUGGAGGAAAAAUGGCAGCUGCCAUUGCUUUGGAACUUCAUAAGUCUAUUCAAGCUGGAACAAUCAAAUGCAAUUUUCUCGGGGUAGCCCUGGGUGAUUCGUGGAUUUCUCCUCUAGAUUCUGUGCUUUCCUGGGGGCCUUAUCUUUACAGCACUUCUUUGCUUGAUGAUAAAGGUUUAAAGGAAGUGACUACUGCUGCUAAAAAAAUCUUGGAUGCUAUGAAUAAAAGAGAAUUCAAACUGGCUACACUGCUUUGGAGUAAGGCAGAGGAUAUCAUAGAAGAGAAUACAAAUGGUGUGAAUUUCUAUAACAUUCUAACUCGGGAAACUACUUCAAAGGUUGCUGUGGCAUCACCAGGAAGUGAAACAUUCCCCUUCUUAAAACUCUUCCAACGUCAUGUUCAGUAUCAAAAUAAAGACAAGCUGAGUGACUUGAUGAAUGGGCCCAUCAGGAAGAAGCUCAAAAUAAUUCCAGACCAUGUGAAAUGGGGAGGUCAAUCCCAAAAUGUAUUUAUGAAUAUGGCUGAAGACUUCAUGAAGCAUGCAAUUGAUAUUGUAGAUGACUUGCUGGAAGCCAAUGUCAAUGUUACUGUCUAUAAUGGGCAGUUGGAUCUCAUCGUUUCUACCAUAGGCCAAGAAGCAUGGCUCCGGAAACUGAAAUGGCCAAAGCUGAAAAAAUUUAGCGCACAGAAAUGGCAGGCAUUAUAUACCUCCCCAGAAUCCAGCGAGACAGCUGCUUUCCAUAAGUCCUAUGAUAACUUAGACUUCUUCUGGAUCCUCAAGGCUGGACACAUGGUGCCAGCUGACCAAGGUGAUAUGGCACUGAAAAUGGUGAGGAUAGUGACACAUCAAAACCAUUAACAAAAUUGGAACCAGCUAGUUUGGCUUCCCAGUAAAACUGCAGCUUGCUGUUGGAGUGGGCCCUGACCCUCUUCAUUGCACAUUGAACUGCAGGAGGAACGAUUGCUGUUCAGCAUCUAGUGUGUCUUUCUGCUAUCUGGUACUAUGCAAGACAUUUUAAGGAGAUGAAGAUAUAUUAUCUUUUAUAUGGAAUUUUCUGCCCCUGCAUUAAUUACCCUGCUGACUUUCAAUGCGAUAAAUAAUUCACCGAAGACCUGUUUUCUUCUGUCUUACCUCUUUUAUGAAAAGUGAAAAGCUUUUGAUCAACUAGAGUAGAGGUAUAGUUCUUAAGGUCUCAAACUCAAGAGAGGAAUAGUGGAUGGAUUGUCUUUGUCAGACCACACUGUUUGCUAUGAAUUACCAGAGGCAAUUUUGUGGGUUAGUAUGUAUGUCCUACCUACUAAGGCUGUGAAAUGUUCUACUUGGAGUAGCUUUGCAGUUAGCCUCCACGCCCCACGGGAGCUGCUCAAUCUCAUGCCAGCACUCCCCCUGGCUGUGCCAGCUCUUCCUGGACUGGGCAGAUUCUCCCCAUGCCUGUGGGGGCAUGGCUGUGGCCCUCACAGACAUCCUUCUGGCCCCAGACUUCCAGAAACCCCACCAGAAGUCCAGGGUCAGAAGUCCCGCCUACCCCAGAAGUCCUGCACCCCACACUGGAUGUCACCCAUUGUGGGGAUGUCACUGACUCUCAGAUAACCAGUCACAUUUGGCUUCAUACUUGCUUUUUACAGCCCAUUGCAAUUUGAUGUAAAAAAAAAAAAAAAACCCUAGAGAACUACAUGUCUUCCAUGUCUGGGUUAACCAGUGUUCUUGGAGUGCUUGCAAACAUUGUUACUGUAAUGAAAUGUUAGCUAUGUGUACUGAUGUUAUACAAGGACUCAGUGUCUGUGCACUGGCCUGUUGUUGGUCCAUAAUAUAUGGGAGGUUGUCAGAGUUGGACAUUUCUGGCCUCAUAUUGUUUGCUCUGGCAGCAGUCUGCACAGUCCCUGAAGCAGAGAGAAGUCUUCUCUUGCCACCUGCUACCUGGUUCUUUAAAAUAGGGAAUGCCAGCAAUUCAUGCUGAAGAUGCUGAGAUGUUUUACCUAACAUCAUAUGACCAGUCAGUUAUGGAUAUUUUGUUAUCAGAGUACCAGACUAGAGGAACAGUGGAGUUGACCAAGUCAUAGUGCUGCUGAGUUCCACUUAAUAUCACUAUGUACAGUAUUCUUUCCUGUGGUUCAAAUUUUAUGUCCCAUUGGGCAAUCACAAUAAGAGAAGUCACACUUCAAUGAGUGUUCCUGUUCUAGUUUCAUUUCUACUGUUUGCAAUCUCAUUGUCUGCUCUGAAUAAGGAGCAGACAACCUCAUGCCUCUACAAAAUAACAGAAAAAUGAAGGAAAUGAUCUUGCUGGAUAAUCUUGAAACAAAUACAGAAACCUUGCUCAGCAAAUGGUUGUCCCAUUUUCUUCUCAUUCUCUAGCUGGAAAAUUGGUAUAUUCUAUAGCUGGUAAGUCCCAGGUUUAAAUGAUGAUACCUCACCUGAAAAACUAAAGUUUCCAGGAGAGGUAUAACUGAAAACAUGAUUUAUGUUGGCAGUGAAAUUCACUUGCUUCUUUCUACGUGUAUCUAAUGCAUGUCUUUUUAAUGACUCCAAAUACUAAUAAAACCCAGGGAUGAAACCA
Sceloporus undulatus (fence lizard) is the source of this 3097-nucleotide messenger RNA. It is a transcript of the gene SCPEP1, whose product is annotated as serine carboxypeptidase 1. Bases 73 to 1401 code for a protein of 442 amino acids. Gene Ontology annotation, molecular function: serine-type carboxypeptidase activity. Gene Ontology annotation, biological process: proteolysis. Lineage: Eukaryota; Metazoa; Chordata; Lepidosauria; Squamata; Phrynosomatidae. The transcript is spliced from 13 exons. The record is from RefSeq and is a predicted model, not a curated record.